This is a messenger RNA of Physeter macrocephalus (sperm whale), 2728 nucleotides long. RefSeq names its product zinc metallopeptidase STE24 (gene ZMPSTE24). Gene Ontology annotation, molecular function: metalloendopeptidase activity. The record is from RefSeq and is a predicted model, not a curated record. The transcript has 10 exons. Gene Ontology annotation, biological process: CAAX-box protein processing. Gene Ontology annotation, cellular component: endoplasmic reticulum membrane. Lineage: Eukaryota; Metazoa; Chordata; Mammalia; Artiodactyla; Physeteridae. The coding region runs from base 58 to 1485 and encodes 475 amino acids.
GACGGGUGUCGGUGUGGCACCAGUGCGCGCUGAAGGAGCCGGCGGAACGGGGUGGUCAUGGGGAUGUGGGCGUCGCUGGACGCGAUGUGGGAGAUGUCGGCCGAGAAGCGUAUCUUCGGGGCCGUGUUGCUCUUCUCCUGGACAGUGUAUCUUUGGGAGACCUUCCUAGCACGGCGGCAGAGACGGAUAUAUAAAACAACAACUCAUGUACCACUGGAGUUAGGACAGAUCAUGGAUUCAGAAACAUUUGAGAAAUCUCGACUGUAUCAGCUGGAUAAAAGUACUUUCAGCUUCUGGUCAGGACUCUAUUCAGAGAUUGAAGGCACUCUUAUUCUUCUCUUCGGAGGAAUCCCUUAUCUCUGGAGACUCUCUGGGAGGUUCUGUGGCUAUGCUGGCUUUGGACCAGAAUAUGAGAUCACUCAGUCCUUGGUGUUUCUGCUGUUGGCUACACUUUUCAGUGCAUUGACUGGUUUGCCGUGGAGUCUUUAUAAUACUUUUGUGAUAGAAGAAAAACAUGGUUUCAAUCAGCAGACUUUGGGGUUCUUCAUGAAAGAUGCAAUCAAGAAAUUUAUUGUGACUCAGUGCAUUUUAUUACCUGUGUCUUCACUUCUACUUUACAUUAUUAAAAUUGGGGGAGACUAUUUUUUUAUUUAUGCCUGGCUGUUCACACUAGUUGUGUCUCUGGUGCUUGUCACCAUCUAUGCUGAUUACAUUGCCCCUUUAUUUGACAAAUUCACACCUCUUCCUGAGGGAAAGCUUAAACAAGAAAUUGAAAUCAUGGCAAAGAGUAUUGACUUCCCUUUGACUAAGGUGUAUGUUGUUCAAGGAUCUAAACGCUCUUCCCACAGCAAUGCUUAUUUUUAUGGCUUCUUCAAGAACAAGCGAAUAGUUUUGUUUGACACUCUACUAGAAGAGUAUUCUGUACUAAACAAAGACAUCCAGGAGGAGUCUGGCAUGGAGCCCUGCAAUGAUGGAGAAGGGGACAGUGAAGAAAUAAAAGCUAAAGUUAAAAAUAAGAAACAAGGAUGUAAAAAUGAGGAAGUGCUUGCUGUGCUAGGCCAUGAACUGGGGCACUGGAAGUUGGGACACACAGUCAAAAAUAUCAUUAUUAGCCAGAUGAAUUCUUUCCUGUGUUUUUUCUUGUUUGCUGUAUUAAUUGGUCGAAAGGAGCUUUUUGCUGCAUUUGGUUUUUAUGACAGCCAACCCACUCUAAUUGGACUAUUGAUCAUCUUCCAGUUUAUUUUUUCACCUUAUAAUGAGGUUCUUUCUUUUUGCCUAACAGUCCUAAGCCGCAGAUUUGAAUUUCAAGCUGAUGCAUUUGCCAAGAAACUUGGGAAGGCUAAAGACUUAUAUUCUGCUUUAAUCAAACUAAACAAAGAUAACUUGGGUUUCCCUGUUUCUGACUGGUUGUUUUCUAUGUGGCAUUAUUCUCAUCCUCCACUACUAGAGAGACUUCAGGCUUUGAAAAAUUCAAAACAAGACUGAGUUGCCCAGGGUCUGCAACUGAAGACAUUUCUGAUUAUUUCUGUACUGGCAGCAUGUUCUGGCUCUUAAUGUUUUUAAACAUUUUUUUUUAAAGAAAAAUUAUUAAGUAGGGAAAAGCCAAGAUUUAAAUACAUUUAAUAUCUCAUUUCAAAAAUGAUUUUAAUAAUCCAUUUCUUAAAGAAAACACUGGAUGAAAUGUUGAGGCUUCAUGUUUUUAAAGGCAUAGUUUUAUCUUUAAAAUCUAGUUUACCACCAACUUGUAAAAUUACUUGAGAAAAUACAGAACUUGUUUUAUUUACAUGCUUAUAUGGAACCUGCAUAUAAGGGGUUUGGGGGCAUAUGUUUAAAAGGGAAUACCACCUCUGAAUCCUUUCUGUAAGGCAGACACAGUGGUCCUGAAUCACUGUGUGCUCAUACCUAAGUUGAGACUUAUUUUUACUUUCAUGCUGUAAUGAUUUAAGCUGGCCAAUCAGUGUUUUAAAUAAGGAAGAAAGAUAAUAAUUGGUAAGGCUGAUGUUUUGUAAAUGAAAGUAGUUAAAAAUAUGCUCUCUCCUGUUCUAUCAAAUUUCUCUGUUCCCUCUCUUGCUAUACACUGAUCAGGAGUUUCUAAUAAUGCUUUGAAAUUAGAAAUUAUGUACAGAUGUUUUAAAUCACUGGGUUUUGGUGUUUUUUUUUUAAGCAAGUCUUUCUCUUUCUUUCCACCUGGUGGGUAUGAUCCCAUUAGGGGUAAACGAGUAUUUUUCUAAACAUUCAGCUUUUUCUCAUUCAUACUCUUGUAUUCAAUAAAUAGUGCAUCCUUUAACUUAGCAGAAAUUGCCAUGUUGAACAGGCUUUGCUAUUUUAAAAGUGGGAGAAUGUGGAAAGAAGAAGAAAUGACAUUUUAAGAGAUAUAAGAUUGAAGUACUGAUGACUCUCUUAUGAUGUUACAGGAAAAAAUAUAAUUUUCUAUCUCUUUCAAGGACAGAAGAGUUUCUGUUUUUAUUUUUCUAAUUUUUAUUAGUAAGUCAUAAGUGCUAUUUAAUCAGGCCUGAUUCCAUUUUAGAAAAUUAUAGUUCUUGAUAUGCAGACAAUUUUUAUUUUCAAAACAAAUGUCAUGAAAGAUUUCCAGUUUUUGAAGCUGCAUGUUUGACUGAUUCAAAUCUCUGUCCACUUUCUGAAUGAAACCCAACUUUGUGCCUAGAGCUCCCACCCACUGGUGAUGUGUACCUUCUGGGCAUUUAUUCCAAAGUGGGAUCAACUGUGC